Messenger RNA from Hippocampus comes (tiger tail seahorse), 5225 nucleotides. It is a transcript of the gene abcb4, whose product is annotated as ATP-binding cassette, sub-family B (MDR/TAP), member 4. The transcript has 29 exons. The record is from RefSeq and is a predicted model, not a curated record. Gene Ontology annotation, biological process: oligopeptide export from mitochondrion. Gene Ontology annotation, cellular component: mitochondrial inner membrane. The coding region runs from base 306 to 4154 and encodes 1282 amino acids. NCBI's taxonomy places the organism in Eukaryota, Metazoa, Chordata, Actinopteri, Syngnathiformes, Syngnathidae. Gene Ontology annotation, molecular function: ATP binding; ATP hydrolysis activity; ABC-type oligopeptide transporter activity.
CAACGGGGAACGACGCCGUUUCCAGUUAGUACUGUACUUUCGAUAUCCAAGCUCCGUGGCGCAAUACAGCCACGUGAGAGGGAUGGACGAGGAAGGAAAAGGAGGCGUGGAAGGGGUGGUCAUUCCGUUAGCCGAGGUGUGAGUCCGUGUGCGUGUGAGCUCGCCAUCUCUGUCAAACAUUAGAGCGCUGGACAAGGGUGUGGAAGGACGAGCGCAGCGCUGGAGAGGUGGAUGUCUGUGUGUGAUCACCCAGCUUGUCAAACAUCGGUGCCCUUUGUGGUAGGACUACGGUGAAGGAGCCGGAGAUGGCCGAAACGGAUAAGUUGGAGAAGAAUCUCAAAGACAUUUAUUUAAGUGAUCCUAAAGAUGAGGCGGGGAAAGGUAAAAAGAAGAAAGAAAAAAAAGAAAAGCUACCCAUGGUUGGUGCCAUUCAACUGUUCAGGUUUGCAGAUUCUAAAGACAUUGCGCUGCUGUUCUUCGGGACCGUGAUGUCGAUGGUCCACGGGGUUGUGUUGCCUCUUAUGUUGGUUGUGUUUGGGGAUAUGACGGACAGCCUCGUAUCAAAUGCCGCAUUAGGUUACCUCAACACCAGCAACCCCAAUAUCACCUUUCCAAACAGCACAAUACAGGAAGACAUGACCGGCUUUGCCAUCUACUACUCCAUCCUAGGCGCUGUUGUGGUGGUGGCGGCCUACAUGCAGGUUGCUUUUUUUACACUGUCCGCCGGACGACAGGUCAAACGCAUCCGAAAGUGCUUUUUCCACAGCAUUAUGCGACAGGACAUCGGAUGGUUCGAUAUCAAUGAGACCGGAGAGCUCAACACCCGUUUGACAGACGACGUCUAUAAGAUCCAAGAGGGGAUUGGUGACAAGGUGGCUAUGUUGAUCCAGUCCUCCGCCACUUUCAUCACAUCUGUUGUCAUCGGUUUAAGCAAAGGAUGGAAGCUCACCCUUGUCAUCUUGGCCGUUAGCCCUUUGUUAGGUGUCAUGGCUGGACUCUUCAGUAAGGUGCUAGCAUCAUUCACUACGAGAGAACAGACUGCUUAUGCCAAAGCAGGUGCUGUGGCAGAGGAGGUGCUUUCCGCCAUCAGGACUGUGUUUGCCUUCAGUGGUCAACAGAGAGAGAUUGAGAGGUAUCAUAAGAACUUGGAGGAUGCCAAGAAUGUGGGAAUAAAAAAGGCGAUAAGCUCAAACAUCGCCAUGGGUUUCACCUUCUUAUUGAUCUACCUGUCUUAUGCUCUGGCUUUCUGGUAUGGAAGCACGCUCAUUUUGAGUGGGGAGUACUCCAUCGGCAUUGUGCUUACGGUUUUAUUUGCAGUGCUCAUCGGAGCGUUCGCCUUGGGGCAGACCUCACCUAACAUCCAGUCCUUUUCCAGUGCCCGAGGAGCCGCUCACAAAGUUUACGGCAUUAUUGACAAUAUACCGAGCAUUGACAGCUAUUCAGAGAGCGGCUUCAAGCCUGACUCGAUCAGUGGAAAUAUCGAGUUCAAGAACAUCCACUUUAACUACCCCUCUAGGCCAGAAGUUAAAGUAUUAAACCACAUGUCCCUGAGUGUGAAGAGUGGGCAGACCAUUGCCUUAGUGGGAAGCAGCGGCUGCGGGAAAAGCACCACCAUCCAGCUGUUGCAGAGGUUCUACGAUCCCCAGCAGGGAUCCGUAUCUAUUGACGGCCAUGACAUCCGUUCUCUCAAUAUUUGCUACUUGCGAAAAAUGAUUGGCGUGGUGAGUCAAGAGCCCGUCCUUUUUGCCACCACCAUCGCUGAAAACAUCCGAUACGGCCGAACCGAUGUGACGCAGAACGAGAUUGAGCAAGCUGCCAAGGAGGCCAACGCUUACGACUUCAUCAUGAACCUUCCCGAAAAGUUCGAAACGCUGGUUGGGGACCGAGGGACUCAGAUGAGCGGAGGACAGAAGCAGAGAAUUGCAAUCGCUCGAGCGCUCGUACGUAACCCCAAAAUCCUUCUGCUGGACGAAGCAACAUCCGCCCUUGACGCCGAGAGUGAGACUGUUGUGCAGGCUGCGCUCGACAAGGUUAGGCUGGGUCGUACCACCUUAAUUGUGGCCCAUCGCCUUUCAACAAUCAGAAACGCUGAUAUCAUCGCCGGCUUCCAAAAUGGAACGGUUGUCGAGCUGGGGACUCAUAACCAACUGAUGGAAAAACAAGGCGUAUACCAUACGCUCGUCACUACGCAGACAUUUCAGAAAGCGAACGACGACGAGGAGGAGGAUGAGGAGCUUGUUGAAAAAAGCCCAGCCGACAAAAGUAUUUCCAACUCCCCUCCAUUGAGGAGAAGGUCGACAAAAUCCUCCUUUGUUGGUUCAGAGGGAAAAAAAGAAGAGAAAGAAAAUUUGGUGGAUGACAAAGAUACAACAGAGGAGAGUGAAAAUGUUCCCCCGGUGUCAUUUCUCAAAGUGAUGCGAUUCAACCUUUCUGAGUGGCCUUACAUUCUCGUUGGAACCAUCUGUGCCUCAAUUAAUGGCGCGAUGCAGCCACUGUUUGCAGUCAUCUUCUCCAAGAUCAUCACUGUGUUUGCUGAGCCUGAUUUGAACGUCGUUCAACAGAAAUCUCUAUUCUUCUCUCUCAUGUUUGCGGUUAUUGGCGCUGUAUCGUUUGUCACCAUGUUUUUACAGGGUUUCUGUUUUGGUAAAUCUGGAGAGCUCUUGACAAUGAAAUUGAGACUUGCAGCUUUCAAGGCCAUGAUGAGGCAGGACCUCGGCUGGUUUGAUGAUCACAAAAACAGCGUCGGAGCGCUCACAACAAGGCUGGCCACAGAUGCUGCUCAAGUACAAGGGGCUACGGGAGUACGUCUGGCCACACUGGUCCAGAAUGUGGCCAAUAUGGGUACCGCUCUGAUUCUUGCCUUCGUGUAUGGCUGGGAGCUGACCCUGCUCAUAUUGUCAGUGGUUCCCGUCAUGGCAGUAGCGGGAACUGUGCAGAUGCAGUUGCUAGCUGGGCAAGCUGCUCAGGACAAGAAAGAGUUGGAGAAGGCUGGAAAGAUUGCCACAGAAGCCAUCGAGAAUAUUCGUACCGUUGCAUCUCUGACCAGAGAACCCAAGUUUGAGUCUCUGUAUCAUGAAAACCUCAUCGUUCCAUACAAGAACUCUCAGAAAAAGGCUCACGUCUACGGUUUUACCUUCGCAUUUUCCCAGGCCAUGAUAUACUUUGCUUACGCAGGAUGUUUCCGCUUUGGGGCUUGGCUCAUUGACCAAAAACGAAUGGAUGUUGAGGGCGUAUUCCUAGUUAUUUCAGCAGUUCUGUAUGGCGCCAUGGCUCUCGGAGAAGCCAAUUCCUUCACUCCAAACUACGCCAAGGCCAAAAUGUCUGCUGCACACCUCGUUAUGCUUUUGAACACAGAGCCUGCUAUUGAUAAUCUGUCAGAGGAUGGAGAGUCACUGGAUAAAUUUGACGGCAAUGUGCGCUUUGAGGAAGUUAAGUUUAACUACCCCUCACGCCCUGAUGUGCCCAUCCUUCGAGGGCUGAACCUGAAAGUGAGCAAGGGAGAAACAUUGGCCCUGGUAGGAAGCAGCGGCUGCGGAAAAAGCACUACCAUUCAGCUUCUGGAAAGGUUUUACGACACCACGCAAGGGAAUGUGGUGAUUGAUUCCAAGAGCGUGAAAGAGCUGAACAUCCACUGGCUGAGGUCUCAGAUAGGCAUUGUGUCCCAGGAGCCCGUGCUCUUUGACUGCAGCUUGGCCGAAAAUAUCGCUUACGGAGACAACAGUCGGACUGUAACCAUAGAGGAGAUUAAGGCAGCUGCUGAGAAAGCCAACAUUCACAGCUUCAUAGAAAAAUUGCCAAUGAAGUAUGACACUCAGGCAGGCGAUAAGGGGACCCAGCUGUCAGGUGGUCAGAAACAACGAAUCGCCAUAGCCCGAGCCAUCCUCCGUAACCCCAAACUGUUGCUUCUGGAUGAGGCCACGUCUGCACUCGACACUGAGAGCGAGAAGGUGGUGCAAGAGGCGUUGGACAAAGCUCGGCAGGGCAGGACGUGUAUCGUCGUAGCCCACCGUCUGUCCACCAUCCAAAAUGCAGACCGCAUCGCCGUCUUUCAGGGAGGAGAAGUGGUUGAGCAAGGGACACAUCAGCAGCUGCUAGCCGAAAAGGGCGUCUACCACAUGCUGGUCACCACACAGUUGGGUCGUGAUAGUGAAUGAGUGGGGUUUUCGAUUUUCAAAUUAUUUUCUUAGGUCUUACAUUUCAAAUGAUAGUGGCUGUUUGUUUGAAUGCACACAACUGUUUGUGAGUCUACUAGAUGACACGCACAAGUGCAACUACAAAAAUUCAGCUCAGGUUGGCUGAUUCCUCAGAUCAGUGUUUCGCAACUUUUAUCAAGCCAUGGCAUAUGUAUUAUAAGAGAAAAAACAUCACGGGACGCUACGAAACAAAAAGGUCACAAAAAUUAUGUAUCUUGCAAUAAUGUAUACUUGUCUCAAUUUCCACACAAACUGAUUUAUGCAGUGUGAAAUCUGGGCCAGUGUUGUUUUUUGACAGACUCUUUAGUGGUAAUUUUAGUCCUUUGGAUGAAAAUGAUUAGAUUUAUUCAAUUAUAGUUAUUUCAAGAUAUGUGAGUUUUAGUUGAUGAAAACUCCCAAGUUUUGAUUCUCGUUUUAGUGUAACCAAAUCAUUACGUCUUUUAACAAAUGUACAUCAUGUAUUUCAAAUUCAACACACAAUUUUAAAAAUAUGCGACCUUGCCGUAACUAUCAAAGAAGCAAAACAAAAAUACGUCUUGAUGGCUUAUUAAUCACAUGACCGCACCUACCCUGUACCUUCUGAUCAAUGAACAAAAGUCUAAUUUACCUGUGCUGUUUUGUUUUCUAUCUCUCGUUUGGACAACAGCAACAGGUCUAAAAUGCUACCUUUCCCUCCAUGUUUCAGACAGUCACUCAAACAUGUGUCAAUAUGAUAAAGCAUUGCAAAAAUCCCUGCAAAUUUGACACAUAAAAGUAACACACAUAUAAGCUAAUAAAUUAACGCUACCACAACAAAGCUAACUUUUACUUGAAGCUAGCUAGCAGCCCAUUUUCGCCAGGAGUUUUGUGGAAAACUUAAAGCUAAACAUGAAACUUAUCCCAAAUUUGUUACUUCGGAAUAAACGUCGGUGUGCUAAGCACGUAUUUUGAAAAUCUGACAAACCACCCACUAACUUUCACGUGAAAACUUGUUACGUUUUUACUCAUGAAAGAGCCAUGUUCAGCUCGUCGCCAUCACGUUAUCGCCAUGAA